Coniosporium apollinis CBS 100218 is the source of this 1422-nucleotide messenger RNA. Its product is annotated as mevalonate kinase. The transcript is spliced from 2 exons. Gene Ontology annotation, molecular function: ATP binding; mevalonate kinase activity. Lineage: Eukaryota; Fungi; Ascomycota; Dothideomycetes. The record is from RefSeq and is a predicted model, not a curated record. Gene Ontology annotation, cellular component: cytoplasm. Gene Ontology annotation, biological process: isoprenoid biosynthetic process; ergosterol biosynthetic process. Bases 1 to 1422 code for a protein of 473 amino acids.
AUGCCCGCGUUCAUGGUGUCCGCGCCAGGCAAGGUCAUUGUGUACGGCGAGCAUGCAGUCGUCCACGGCAAGGCCGCCAUCGCCGCAGCCAUCUCCCUCCGCUCCUACCUCCUCGUGACCUUCCUCUCUAAAUCUCGGCGCACAGUAUCCCUGCGCUUCCCCGAUAUCAGUCUCGACCACACCUGGAACAUUGACGCACUCCCCUGGUCCGCAUUCUCGCAGCCCUCAAAGAAGAAGUACUACUACGACCUCGUCACAUCCCUCGAUCCCGACCUCCUUGCUGCUCUCGAACCUCACGUCUCCACCAUAUCAGCCAAGGCGCCCGAACACGUACGCAAGAUACACCAAGCCUCCGCGACAGCCUUCCUCUACCUCUUCCUCUCCCUCGGCUCCCAGAAAUCUGCCGCGUGCGUCUACACCCUCCGCUCCACCAUCCCCAUCGGCGCGGGCCUCGGCUCCAGCGCCUCCAUAGCUGUAUGCCUCUCCGCCGCUCUGCUCCUCCAGAUCCGCGCCCUCAGCGGCCCGCACCCCGACCAGCCCUCGCAGGAAUGCGAACUGCAGAUCGAGCGCAUAAACCGAUGGGCAUUCGUUGGCGAGCUCUGCAUCCACGGCAACCCCUCUGGCGUAGACAACACCGUUUCUUCCGGCGGCAAAGCCGUGCUGUUUAAGCGAACCGACUACAAAAAGCCGCCAAGCGUGCGCCCGCUCCAUGACUUCCCGGAGCUGCCGCUCCUGCUCAUCAACACGCGCCAGAGCCGAAGCACAAGCGUUGAGGUCGCAAAGGUUGCGCGGCUGAAGGAAACACAUCCUGAGACAACAAACCUCCUGCUCGACGCCAUUGACCGCGUUACGGAGAGUGCGCACAGCCUCAUCAGCGAGGAGGGCUUCGAUCCGGACGACCCGGAAAAUCUAAGGUAUUUGGGGGAGCUGAUAACAAUCAAUCACGGCUUGCUGGUGUCACUAGGCGUGUCCCAUCCGAAGCUAGAGCGCAUACGCGCGCUGAUUGAUCAUGCGGGCAUCGGGUGGACGAAACUUACGGGUGCUGGGGGUGGCGGGUGCGCCAUUACCAUCCUUAAACCGGAGAUAACCGCCAACGAAGCGAACGGUUCCAUAGAUGGCGCUCCAUCCAGUAAAGCGGAGCUUCUACGCGACCUAGAAAAGAAGCUCGAAGCGGAAGGGUUCGAGAAGUUCGAAACGACGCUUGCGGGCGAUGGCGUGGGCGUGCUGUGGCCCGCUGUGCUACAGAAUGCGUCGGGCGAGGAGGGCGGUGAAGAGAUUGAUCAGGAGAAGUUUUUGAGGGCGGAGGGGAAUGCGGGGAUUGAGGCGCUGGUCGGUGUGGGGACAGGAGUCACGGAGGGUGGCGAAGGUGAGGGGGGUGUUAGGGAAGGGUGGAGGUUUUGGAGACCGUGGGAGGGUAGGUGA